Molecule: messenger RNA, 4343 nt
Organism: Vicia villosa (hairy vetch)
Lineage: Eukaryota; Viridiplantae; Streptophyta; Magnoliopsida; Fabales; Fabaceae
Product: phospholipase D delta-like
Exons: 9
Coding region: 888-3464 (858 amino acids)
Biological process (GO): phosphatidylcholine metabolic process; phospholipid catabolic process
Cellular component (GO): plasma membrane
Molecular function (GO): calcium ion binding; D-type glycerophospholipase activity
Source: RefSeq, a predicted model, not a curated record
UAGCCAAAAACACUGCAUGCUUAAAACGGAAACCACGAAGUGACAAUUUGCUUGUGUUGAUCAUGUUGCUCAUCGUCAAAUUCUCAAGCUAACAACAGAUGUGCUCAAAUCACUUCACUCAUGCAAUUUUUUUGUCUCAACAUCUUCUGUUUUCAGCGAUGCUGGCAUUGGAAGGGUAUCUGCUGCAAUUUUUUUUUUAAAUCUUAGUAUCAAGUCUUGUGACCGACUAAUUUAACAGAACCAAUCCCACCGUAUACUUGUGGGAGCCCGUUUAAAGCUAUGAACAUGGCCCAAUACAAGAGUUGUUUGCAUACAGCAAAAUUUGAACUCUUUUUACAAAUGAUUUACAAUACUCAAUGAUAUAUAUGGAGGGAGUUGUUUAAAAGCAUAUAGUGUUCAUGAAAGUUAUUUUUUGAAGGCCUUAUUUAGUCAAAGUUGAGCUUACCAUUAUGGAUUUUGAUAUAUUUUUUAUUUAUUACUAUAUGUUUAAAUCAAUAUAGUAAAGUUUAGACUUGAUAUGCUACACUAUUUUUAGACUUAUUAAUAUUAUUACUUUCUUUCAUGCAUGUUUUUCGUUUUCAAUUUUCCAAAUUUGGAAAUGAAAAAUCAACAGAGAGAGAGUUUUCAACUCACAAUUCCUCACAUCAUUUUUGGCCUACCAAACCUCUCUCUUGCUUUCUAUGGAUGUAGAACCAUCCUCUCCCUGCAGAAUUGAAAUUUGAAUCAACCUUGUUUGUUCUUAUCAUUAUUAUCUUCUUCUCUUUUCUCUCCUUUUCGAAACCAUUUUAUUAUGCAUCUAGAAUUUUAUUUUCACAUUCUGUAUAACAAAAGCUAUGUAGUUUAAGAAUAUUCAAUCAUAUUUUUUUCGAGUUAGUUAUAACGUUGAAAUGGAUCAUAGUCAAGGUGGUGGUGAAAAGGUUCCAAACAAGUCUCAAAAGGAACAUGAAAAUUCUAACAAAGAAACAGUUUUCUUACACGGUGACUUAGAUUUAUUCAUCAUAGAAGCAAAAUCUCUUCCGAAUCUAGAUUUAUCAACUGAAGCAGUUAGGAAAUGUCUCACUAUGGGAAAUAGUUGCUCACCGCCUUUUGUAAAAGGACUCAAAACUCACUCAGGAAAAGAUAAGAUCAUAACAAGUGAUCCUUAUGUAUCUGUUUGUUUAGCCGGUGCAACUAUAGCGCAAACAAGAGUUAUUCCGAAUUGCGAAAACCCUUUAUGGGAUGAGCAUUAUACUGUUCCUGUUGCUCAUCCUGUUCAGAAAGUCGAGUUUUUAGUAAAAGAUAAUGAUAUUCUCGGUGCUGAACUCAUCGGAGUUGUGGAAAUACCUAUUCAGAAGAUACUUUCGGGUAACACUGUGAAUGAUUGGUUUCCGAUUAUUGGUCAAUACGGAAACUGCUUAAAACCUUAUCCUGAAUUGCAUAUUUCAAUUCAGUAUAAGCCAAUUGGCAGUGGUAAUAAGAAAAAGGGAAGUGCUGGUUUCGGUGUUCCUGAUACAUAUUUUCCGCUUAGGAUAGGCGGGAAUGUCACUCUUUAUCAAGAUGCGCAUGUACCGGACGGUAUGCUACCAGAGAUUGAACUUGAAGAUGGAAAAAUGUUUCAGCAUAGUAAAUGUUGGGAGGAUAUUUGUCACGCGAUUUUGGAAGCUCAUCAUAUGAUAUACAUUAUUGGAUGGUCGAUUUUUCACCCUGUGAAGCUUGUUCGCGAGCCUACCAAACCAUUGCCUUCUGGUGGAGAGCUCUCACUUGGAGAGUUGUUGAAGUACAAGUCACAAGAAGGGUUAAGAGUUGUUAUGUUGAUUUGGGAUGAUAGAACUUCACAUGACAAGUUUCUUUUGAAGACAGAUGGUGUGAUGCAGACUCAUGAUGAAGAAACUAAAAAGUUUUUUAAACAUUCAACCGUUCAUUGUAUAUUAUCUCCGCGUUAUGCAAGCAAUAAACUCAGUAUUUUCAAGCAACAGGUUGUUGGAACGCUCUUUACGCAUCACCAGAAAUGUGUGCUUUUAGACACUCAAGGUUCUGGGAAUAAUCGGAAAAUAACCGCGUUUAUCGGUGGUCUGGAUCUAUGUGAUGGCAGAUAUGACACACCCGAGCAUAGGAUUUUUCAUGAUCUUGAUACCGUCUUUCAAAAUGAUUUUCAUAAUCCUACAUUUCAAUUAAAUUCUAAUUCUUGUGCGCCAAGGCAACCGUGGCAUGACUUACAUUGCAAAAUUGAAGGUCCGGCUGCAUAUGAUAUACUGACCAAUUUUGAACAAAGAACAAGGAAGGCGAAAAAAUGGCGCGAUUUCAGACUCCGAAAGGUGACAAAUUGGCAUGAUGAUGCUUUGCUAAGGUUAGACCGUAUUUCGUGGAUUGUCAAACCAUCUUUAGGCCCUGAUGGCGAUAAAUCCGUUCGUGUGACAGAAGCAACCGAUCCCGAGAGUUGGCAUGUACAGGUAUUUCGGUCCAUAGAUUCAGGAUCGGUGAAAGGAUUUCCAAAGGAUUUCGACAAAGCAAAGGCUCAGCAUCUUUUAUGUGGCAAAAAUUUAAAAGUUGAUCAAAGCAUCCAUGUGGCUUACGUAAAGGCAAUAAGAUCCGCUCAACGCUUCAUUUAUAUCGAGAAUCAAUAUUUUCUUGGCUCUUCAUAUCAUUGGCCUUCAUAUAAAAAUGCAGGCGCAAACCACUUGGUUCCGAUGGAGAUAGCAUUAAAAAUUGCGAGCAAGAUAAGCGCGAACGAACGAUUUUCUGUGUAUAUAGUUAUACCAAUGUGGCCAGAAGGAGUACCAACUAGUGCUGCUGUUCAAGAAAUCUUGUUCUGGCAGGGACAGACAAUGUCUAUGAUGUACAAAAUUGUUGCAGAUGCACUUGCAAAAGCAGGUCUAUCUGAAUGUUAUCAUCCGCAAGAUUAUCUCAAUUUUUAUUGUCUUGGAAAGAGAGAACCUCAAUCGCGUGAGACUACAUCGACGCCAACUCAAUCAUCAGAAAAUCGUGCCUUGGUAUCUGUUAAAAAAUACAGACGUUUUAUGAUUUAUGUUCAUGCAAAAGGAAUGAUAGUUGAUGAUGGUUAUGUAAUAAUUGGAUCAGCAAAUAUUAAUCAGAGAUCAAUGGAUGGAUCAAGGGACACGGAAAUAGCCAUGGGGGCUUAUCAACCAAAAUAUACAUUAGCAGAAAAGAACUCUCUUCCGCGUGGCCAGGUGUACGGAUACAGAAUGUCACUUUGGGCCGAGCACCUUGGUAGUCUUGAUGAGACAUUUAGUGAACCUCACACGUUGGAAUGUGUACGACAUGUGAAUAGAAUUGCUAGAAAAAAUUGGAGCUCAUAUGUGUCUGAAGAAGGUCAUCAUCAAAUGAGGGGAAGCUUGAUGCAUUAUCCAGUUCAUGUUAGCAGAAAUGGAAAAGUUAGUUCAUUGGAGGGUCAUGAGUCUUUUCCUGAUGUUGGUGGCAAAAUUCUUGGAGCACAAAAUUCACUUCCGGAUGCACUAACCACAUGAUUAACCAAUUUAUAAUUCUAAAAUUAUCUUUAGAUGCAUAAUAUGUAACUUUCAUGAUGCAGAUAAAUGAUUUGGCAGUGAUUUUUGAUCCACAGUCUUUACUUAAGAUUUGCUCUAUUAUUUAUUAUCUAUGGAAGAAAUCAAAGAUGCAAAACAAGUUUUUGUCACUCACACAACUUUUUUAAACAACUGCAAGAAAUUUCAUUUGAUUUUGCAACUGCUUCAAUAGUGGCACACACCUAUACUUUUGACAUUUUUCACUUGGAAGUUGUUCUGAUCAAGUCGAUCAAAUUAGUUAAAUCAAAAUUCAAGGUUUAUAUAUGGUGGACCGUUAAAACCACUCCCGGUUGACGCAGCAUGGAGUGCGGGAGACCACUGGUUUGGACACAAUGAUUGAUGAUGAGACAUUGGCUUGGAUUGUGUGUGUGGUCUUUUGACGGUAGUCCACGUGUCCAUUGGUCUUUAGUGAUGAUGUUCUGAAUUGGGUCUUUGGAUUGGAUCCAACUCAUAAUCAAGUUAUGUGGUGGAUAGAAUCUCAAUCAUGUGCUUAUACUUACGGUCGUUCUCUUUUGCUUUUUGACAAUAGAGAUGCAAUGUGGUGAAUAGAAUUUCAAUCCCGCACUUAUACAUACAGUCGUUCUCUUUCCCUUUUUGACAAUAGAGAUACAAUGGGUCGAGAGGAUCAACAAAACUGUAAUGCUCUUGAAGUUGUGUAAUGCUCUUGAAGUUAAGGUCAGCUCUAAAAGAGUAUAAUUUUGUGACUUCUUUAUUCCAUUAUCUGUCAAUAUAUACAAAAUACAUGGCUCUUAUUUAGGCAUUAUUAUAGGUAACUAACAAAGUGAUACAGUCGCAAAGUUGCAAAUACUGGGGAUUAGCAAG